AUGACAUAAGUAAUGACGAUUUUCAAGAAUCAGAGAAAUCUUUUAAUGUCUCUUUCUACCUCCCCACUAUAAAACCCUUCUUUGCAUUUUCUGCUAUAUCCCGCUUAUGCCCAGUGCCCAUAGGCUACAGCUCUAUUUCCCAUUAUUGGAAAGAUCAUGUCAAGUUCUCAAUGCUUGGAGAACCCACCAAUUCUGAACCCAAAUUAUGGGUUGGGUACAGUUCAAGAACUUGGCGGUCUCAAGGCUUAUAUCACUGGUCCUCCUGAUUCCAAGCUCGCCAUCCUUCUAGCUUGUGACGCCUUCGGAUUUGAAGCACCUAACUUAAGGAAGCUAGCAGAUAAAGUUGCAGCAGCUGGAUUCCUUGCUGUGGUUCCUGAUUUUCUCUAUGGUGAUCCUUUUCAACUAGAUAGUCCUCAAUUCAAUCGAGAGGCCUGGCUGAAAAUUCAUGACACAGCUAAAGGAUGUGAAGAUGCCAAAGUAGUGAUAGCUGCACUUAAAAACAGAGGCAUUUCUGCGGUAGGGGCUGCAGGUUUUUGCUGGGGUGGAAUGGUGGUUGUAAAACUAGCAAGCUGUGAUGAUAUUCAUGCUGCAGUUAUAUUGCAUCCUGGUUGGAUUACAGCUGAUGAGAUCAAGGCGGUUAAGGUGCCAACUGCAAUAUUAGGUGCUGAAAUUGAUCAGAUUUCCCCACCAGAACAAAUGAAAGAAUUUGGAGAAAUAUUAGCAGAAAAAUCUGAGUUUGAGAGUUAUGUGAAGAUAUUCCCUGGAGUUGUUCAUGGAUGGACACUUAGGUAUAAUGAUGAGGAUGAUUCAGCUGUCAAGUUUGCAGAAGAAGCUCAUUUAGACAUGUUGAAUUGGUUCACUAAGCAUGUAAAGUGAGAAUUAUGUGGGUGUAUGUGCAUUAAUAAGAAUUGAAGUUGGGAAAAUCAUAGAAUGAGAAUGGGUGCAAGAGAACUGCUUAUUUCUUACUGUAGAAACCAAGUAUAGUUGAGCAUUGAAACUAAACAAAGACAGUCUUCUGCACUAUGUCACCUUAUAUAUAAUUAGCCUCUUCAAGACA
This is a messenger RNA of Ricinus communis (castor bean), 1057 nucleotides long. RefSeq names its product endo-1,3;1,4-beta-D-glucanase. Bases 157 to 876 code for a protein of 239 amino acids. The record is from RefSeq and is a predicted model, not a curated record. Lineage: Eukaryota; Viridiplantae; Streptophyta; Magnoliopsida; Malpighiales; Euphorbiaceae. The transcript is spliced from 7 exons. Gene Ontology annotation, molecular function: hydrolase activity.